Elephantulus edwardii (Cape elephant shrew) is the source of this 6399-nucleotide messenger RNA. Its product is annotated as deleted in malignant brain tumors 1 protein-like. NCBI's taxonomy places the organism in Eukaryota, Metazoa, Chordata, Mammalia, Macroscelidea, Macroscelididae. Bases 1 to 6399 code for a protein of 2132 amino acids. The record is from RefSeq and is a predicted model, not a curated record. The transcript is spliced from 30 exons. Gene Ontology annotation, cellular component: membrane.
AUGGAGCAGCGAGAAGACUGGCUUGUUGUGAAGCUCGUGGAAGGUUCUGGAAGAUGUUCUGGCCGAGUCGAAGUAUAUUUUGAAGGCGUGUGGGGCACGGUGUGCGACGACUUGUGGGGCGAGACCCAGGCGCAGGUGGUGUGUCGGCAGCUGGGCUGUGGGACAGCCGUGUCUGCCCCCGGAGGGGCCCACUUUGGCCAGGGUUCUGGCCCCAUCCUUCUGGACAACGUGCAGUGCUCCGGGACCGAGGCCUCCCUGGGGCAGUGCUCCCACGCUGGCUGGUUCGCCCACAACUGCGAGCACAAGGAGGAUGCUGGUGUCAUCUGCUCAGAAGGAUACUGGCCACAAUUACAACUUGUGAAUGGGUCAAGCCAAUGUUCCGGGCGUGUGGAAGUCUUCUAUCACGGCCAGUGGGGCAGGGUUUGUGAUGACCACUGGGACAUGAACGAAGCAGACGUGGUGUGCCGGCAGCUGGGCUGUGGGCGCGCCCUCGCAGCGCCUGUGGGGGCCCAGUUUGGUGAAGGUUCAGGCAAGUUUCUGCUGGACGAUGUGGACUUAGCCUGGCCUGCCCUGAGACUGGUCAGUGGCAAUGGAAGAUGCUCUGGGCGUGUGGAAGUUUUCUACCAGGGCACCUGGGGGUCCGUGUGUGAUGAUGGCUGGGGUCUGAAAGAAGCACAGGUUGUGUGCAGGCAGCUUGAGUGCGGGCAGGCGGUGGCUGCCCCACGUGGUGCCCACUUCAGCCCUGGCUCUGGGAAGAUUCUCCUGGACAACGUGCAGUGCAGUGGUGAAGAGGGCCACCUGGCCCUGUGUGCCCAUGACACCUGGUUCGCUCACAACUGUGGCCACAAGGAAGAUGCUGGAGUCAUCUGCUCAGGUGCCCGCAUGGAGCUGAGGCUGGUGAACGGCACGGGGAGGUGCUCAGGCCGAGUGGAGGUCCUGUUUCAGGGCACGUGGGGGACCGUGUGUGAUGACCUCUGGGACCUGGCCGAGGCCACCGUCGUGUGCCGCCAGCUGCAGUGUGGCCAGGCCGUGUCGGCCCCCGUGGGGGCCCAUUUUGGGGCUGGCUCUGGACACAUCCUGCUGGAUGACAUGCAGUGUGUGGGCACUGAGAGCCACCUGGGACAGUGUGGACAUAAGGGCCGGCCUGAGAUCAACUGUGGGCACCUGGAGGAUGCUGGAGUCAUCUGCACAGGUGCCCGGAUGGAGGUGAGGCUGGUGAAUGGCACGGGGAGGUGCUCAGGCCGAGUGGAGGUCCUGGUUCAGGGCACGUGGGGGACCGUGUGUGAUGACCUCUGGGACCUGGCCGAGGCCACCGUCGUGUGCCGCCAGCUGCAGUGUGGCCAGGCCGUGUCGGCCCCCACGGGAGCCCACUUUGGGGCUGGCUCCGGACACAUCCUGCUGGAUGACAUGCAGUGUGUGGGCACUGAGAACCACCUGGGCCAGUGUGUGCACAGGGACCGGGCUGAACUCAACUGUGGACACCUGGAGGAUGCUGGGGUCAUCUGCUCAGGAGGCGGGGCCCGGCUGCGGCUGAUGGGAGGCCCCGGGCGCUGUGCUGGCCGUGUGGAGCUUCUCUACCAGGGAGUCUGGGGGACCGUGUGCGAUGACGCGUGGGAUCUGCAGGAAGCAGACGUCGUGUGCAAGCAGCUGGGCUGUGGGUGGGCCAUCUCGGCCCCAGGCGAGGCCCGCUUUGGGGAAGGUUCUGGAAAAAUCCUCCUGGACAAUGUGCACUGUGGGGGCAGUGAGCAGCACCUGGACGAAUGCUCCCACAUGGGCUGGUUUUCCCACAACUGUGACCACAAUGAAGACGCCGGGGUCAUCUGCUCAGUCCUCAACCACCUCGACUGUACCAAUGAAUAUUUUGACAUCCUGGAUGGCCCUCCAAUCUCAGGCAAGUCCCUGGGGAAGACCUGUACUGGCUCAUACCUCACCUAUGAGUCCUCCGCCAGCUCAAUGACCCUCGUGUACUUCCGAAGUUUCAACAAUAUCGGGAAGAACUUCGUCGCUUAUUAUUACUCUGCACCCAAAGGAAACGGCCCAGAGCUGCGCCUGGUGGGUGGCUCGGGUCGCUGUUCGGGCCGAGUGGAGGUUCUCCAUCAAGGGGCCUGGGGCACCGUGUGUGACGACCUGUGGGACCUGAAUGAGGCAGAAGUUGUGUGCCGUCAGCUGGAGUGUGGUCGGGCCAUGUCCGCCCUUGGGAAGGCUCACUUCGGACCAGGCUCUGGGGACAUCUUCCUGGACAACCUGCAGUGUGCCGGCGUGGAACGCUAUCUGGGUCAGUGUGCCCACUCGGGCUGGUCAGAACACAACUGUGGUCACCAUGAGGACGCUGGUGUCAUCUGCUCAGGGGACUGGCCAGAGCUGCGGCUGGUGGGUGGCUCCGGGCGGUGCUCAGGCCGUGUGGAGCUCCUCUACCAAGGGACCUGGGGGACCGUGUGUGACGACUUGUGGGAUUUGCGUGAGGCCGAGGUUGUGUGUCGACAACUCGGGUGUGGGCAGGCCAUCUCUGCACCCACGGAGGCUCACUUCGGCCCAGGCUCAGGGACCAUCUUCCUGGACAAUGUCCAGUGCUCAGGGAUGGAGCGCUUCCUGGGUCAGUGCUCCCACUUGGGCUGGUUGGAGCACAACUGUGGCCACCACGAGGACGCCGGGGUCUUCUGCUCAGCUAGUCAGUUUUACCCUUCCGAAAGCCCUCUUUCCUGGGAUUCCAGUUUUCAGAGCACUGCAGGAAAAGAAGAUGGACCAGCUCUGCGGCUGGUGGGCGGCUCAGGUCGGUGCUCAGGACGCCUGGAGGUGCUCCACCAAGGGACCUGGGGGACUGUAUGCGACGACCUGUGGGACCUGAAUGAAGCCCAGGUCGUGUGCCGACAGCUCGGGUGUGGACAGGCCGUCGCUGCCCCAGGGAAAGCUCACUUCGGCCCAGGGUCUGGAGACAUCCUCUUGGACAACAUUCAGUGUUCAGGAAGUGAGAGCCACCUUGGCCAGUGCCCCAGCUCAGGCUGGGCAGACCACAACUGUGGCCACCACGAGGACGCUGGUGUCAUCUGCUCAGGUAGCCCCUUCUCGUUCCGAGGAAGUAACUCUUGUGGCGGAGUCCUUUCAAGCCUCUCAGGCUCGUUCUCCAGUCCCUGGUACCCUGCCAACUACCCCACAGAUGUGGAGUGUGUCUGGGUCAUCCACGUGGCCGAGACAUUCCACAUAGAACUGAUUAUCCCAAAGCUGAAACUAGAGGACAUCUACGGGUGCCCGUACGACUUCCUCGAGGUGUUCGACGGGCGGCAGGCGGCCUCACUGUCCAUGGGCCGCUUCUGUAUGGGGAACGACCUCACCUUUCUCUCCUCUUCAAACGUCCUGACUGCACUGUUCAGGAGUGAUGCCAUGAUCACCAACACGGGCUUUUACGCUCUGUACAACGCCGUUCGGCAGGACGAAAGGGACAGUGCCCUGCAUGACUUCUCGCUGUCAUUCCCCACUCCCAAAGCAACCAGGCGGAGGGAGGUGGCUCGGGUCUUGCACGGCUGUGUGUCCCUGCGGCUGGUGAAUGGCAGUCACAGGUGUGAGGGCCGCGUGGAGGUAGCCUACAACGGCACGUGGGGCACGGUGUGUGAUGACAGCUGGGACCUGACGGACGCCGGCGUGGUGUGUCAGCAGCUCGGCUGUGGCGAGGCGCUGUCGGCCCCAGCACAAAGCUACUUUGAUGGUGGCACAGGCCACAUCAUGCUGGACGAUGUGCAGUGCUUGGGUGGCGAGAUCAAGGUGUGGCAGUGUCCGCACAACGGUUGGCUCUCCCACAACUGUGGGCACCACGAGGAUGCCAGCGUCGUCUGCUCAGGUGAGCGCCCCGGGUCACAACCUAAUGCCCACAUUCCCCCAUACCCUGGUCACCCCAGCAGUGACCUGAGUGUGUCUGUGUCCCCAGAAGUGGCCCUCCGGCUGAGCAAUGGGAGCCACCGGUGUGAGGGCCGCGUGGAACUGCUCUACAACCACACCUGGGGCACCGUGUGUGACGACAGCUGGGACCUGCGUGACGCCCAGGUGGUGUGUCGCCAGCUGGGCUGUGGCCGGGCCGUGUCGGCCCUGGGCUGGGCACACUUCAGCCGCGGCCAGGGCCCCAUCGCCCUGGAUGACGUGGAGUGCGCAGGGAAUGAGGCCCGCCUGUGGCGGUGUCUGCACAGCGGCUGGUUCUCUCACAACUGUGGCCACCACGAGGACGCCAGUGUCAUCUGCUCAGAGUAUCUGAGCCUGCGGCUGGUGAAUGGGUCCAGCAGGUGCAAGGGUCGCGUGGAGGUCUACCAUGCUGGCACCUGGGGCACCGUGUGUGAUGACAACUGGUCCAUCGAGGAUGCCCACGUGGUCUGCAGGCAGCUGGGCUGUGGCCUUGCUGUGUCUGCCCUCCCUGGGGCCAGCUUCAGCCCCGGGGCAGGAAGCAUCCUCCUUGAUGACGUCAACUGCACGGGGAAGGAAUCCUCCCUGGAGCAGUGCCCACAUGGAGGCUGGUCCACCCAUAACUGUGGGCACCAAGAAGAUGCUGGCGUCAUCUGCUCAGAUCUGCCGGAGGUGAGGCUGGCCGACGGGCAGAGCAGGUGCGAGGGCCGUGUGGAGCUCCACCACAACGGCACGUGGGGCACCGUGUGUGAUGACCUCUGGGGCCUGGCUGCAGCCCAGGUGGUGUGCCGGCAGCUGGGCUGCAGGGAGGCCCUGGCAGCCCCGAGACACGCUCUGUUUGGCAUGGGCUCAGGCCCUAUCUUCCUGGACAAUGUGCAGUGCACUGGCAAUGAGAGCAGCCUUGGGCACUGCCAACACCUCGGCCUGUCCGUCCACAACUGCGGGCACCAGGAGGAUGCUGGUGCCAUCUGCUCAGACUUACCUGUCAUCAGGCUGGUGGAUGGUAGGAGCCGGUGCGAAGGGCGUGUGGAAGUCUACCACGACGGCGUGUGGGGGACCGUGUGUGAUGACCUCUGGACCAUCAGUGCUGCCCACGUUGUGUGCCGCCAGCUGGACUGCGGGGUGGGCAUCAGCGCCCUGGGGCAUGGCCACUUCGGGGAGGGCGUGGGAAGCAUCCUGCUGGACGAUGUGAGGUGUCAAGGCAGCGAACGCACGCUGGGCCAGUGUGAACACCUGGGCUUCUCCAUCCACAACUGUGGCCACCACGAAGAUGCUGGGGUCAUUUGUGCAGGAGAAAAUGACAACCGUCCUGGAGAUGAUGAUGAUGAUGAUGAUGACGACGACGACGACGACGACAACCUGCCCCUGCGCCUGGUGGAUGGGCGGAGCCGGUGCCAAGGCCGCGUGGAGGUGCGGCACCAGGGCGUGUGGGGCACAGUGUGUGACGACAACUGGAACAUCAAGAAUGCCCAGCUGGUGUGCCGCCUGCUGGGCUGUGGCCGGGCACUGGGUGCUCCGGGGCACGGCCACUUCGGCCGGGGUUCAGGGCCCAUCCUGCUGGACGAUGUGCACUGCAGGGGGCACGAGGACACACUGGAGCGCUGCGCCCACGCGGGCUGGGCGCGCCACAACUGCCGCCACAGCGAGGACGCGGGCGUGGUCUGCGCAGCCCAGCUCUCCUGCCUGCCUAACCUCUUCCGAGCCGUCAUCGACCGCGGCUAUCUCCGGAGGCUGGGCUACUCCUCCUGGGACGUCCACGUAAAUGACGAGCUGUGCCGCCCUCACAUCACAGGGCGCUACUUGAUCUUCAACAUUCCCUAUGGCCGUUGUGGCACCAUCUGGCAGGGAAGCCGUGGCUCCGGCAGCUACACCAACUACAUCAGAGGCCGAACUCGGGGCCACUCUGGCCGAGUCAUCGUGCGCCACAAGGUGCCUCAGCUGAAGUUCACCUGCCAGGUGGAUGGUCCCUCGACGGGAGGAGUCACUCAUAGCGUUGGCUAUGACGUGUCCAUCACAUUCCUUGAGUCGCCCACGACCCAUCACACGAGGGGCAUGAGUCCGUACUACACCAAUCAGAGAAAAGAGGUCUUCCUGCAGGCCACGCUCCACAGCCAUGACCCCGGCCUGGUGCUCUUUGUGGACAGCUGCGUGGCUUCUCCAGACCCCCAGGACUUCACCAGUGUCAAGUACGAGCUGAUCCAGCAGGGGUGCAUCAAAGACAAUACAUACACCACUCUCCACUCCCGCGCAAAAAAUGUGGCCCAAUUCAAGUUCAACGCCUUCAGCUUUCUGGACAGCUAUGACGUGGUCUAUCUGCAGUGUGAGAUCGCUGUGUGCAAAGUGGGCGAUGCGUCCUCCCGCUGUGCCCGUGGCUGCACAGGGCGCAGAAAGAGGGGUGCAGGCCCCGGGACAGCCAGGGAAGAGCUGACUGGCCAUCUCCACACGGUGGGACCCCUGGAAAUUCACAAAGAGGCUCUGCACAGCAAGAACCCUGUAGGAGGCUCCAGUCGCUGA